Messenger RNA from Drosophila subobscura, 488 nucleotides. RefSeq lists its product as uncharacterized. The transcript has 2 exons. Lineage: Eukaryota; Metazoa; Arthropoda; Insecta; Diptera; Drosophilidae. The coding region runs from base 1 to 429 and encodes 142 amino acids. The record is from RefSeq and is a predicted model, not a curated record.
AUGCUGAUAAGACACGCGUGUGGAAACGAGAGGGAAGAGCGUCAGCUGUUCAAUGUUUUGAUUGUGUGCAAUCGCACAGGUUUCCAGAAGAGGCUUCAAACGGUUCUUUCGGACUGUGCUGCCGAUGCCGCGAUCAGUUCCGUUCGUGAAAUGGAAAAGCCCCCAUUGCUCCAGCAGAGCUCUACACACGAUUCAUUUGGUAAAAUUCGUUGGGCGCGUGCUGACGAGAGACGGGAGAGUUAUAAUCUGUGGAGAAGCACAAGCAGCAGCAGCAGUAGACAGAAGCAAUUGAGAAUUUUCAUUAUCGGCAAUUGCCGCGCGGUGGCUACUGACGUUCGUACUACCCCCCUCCACUUCGAUUGCUUUAUAAGCUAUGGAAAAUACCCAAAACUACGAGCGACAACCGUUAAUUGCUAUGAGAAACAUUAAAAAACGAUUAAGUGUGCCCAAACACAAGCAAUAGAAAGAGACAGAGAGAGAGUCCCCAG